This is a messenger RNA of Knipowitschia caucasica, 381 nucleotides long. NCBI's taxonomy places the organism in Eukaryota, Metazoa, Chordata, Actinopteri, Gobiiformes, Gobiidae. The record is from the annotation of a GenBank genome assembly.
AUGCUGGCGAAGCAGCUGGAGGCGCAGAAGAAACACACAACUGGGGGGGGGGGGGGGGGGGGGGGGGGGGGGGGGGGGGGGGGGGGGGGGGGGGGGGGGGGGGGGGAGGGGGGGGGGGGGGGGGGGGGGGGGUGGGGGGGGGGGGGGGGGGGGGGGGGUGACUGGGGGGGGGGGGGGGGGCUGGUGUCUCUCAAGAUUGGAAUGUUUUUUGACGACCCGGGCGUCACAUCAGCUGUAAAUAAACGUCUGUCGCUCCGGACCGUGAUCCCCCUCGGCUCGUUCCCGUGCGCCCGCAGCGACGGGGAAAAUCCACGGCGGUAUCAACGCCUGCAUCCGCUCGCCCCUGUCAAGGCUCGACAGCAUCAUUCGUCCUGGUCAUAA